AUGGCCAGCUCACCCUCCUAUGGCGACCGGCCCCCGCUUCAAAGCUACCGCAGGUCCUUCACUGCUCCUCCGCGCGUACUAUCUCUCCACGAACGUGCCGGUCUUAACGAGGCUGAUGCUGAUUUCAAUAUCCUGUACUCCCACCCGUCUGCACGGAUCAUCGCCUUCUCCCCUCCGACAGACUCAAUCCCACGAAACAGCAAAGAACCCUUGCCCGAAACCGACUACCCCGUUGAUACCGUCGAGACCUUACCAUGGCGGUCUCGGACGGAGAUGCUGGCUGCCACCGGGCCAAUAGUGAUUGAAAAAGUGCGCGGGUCUGGCCAUUUCUUGAAGUCCGCCGAUCAGAAGGUCAUUCACACCAUUAUGCGGAAUUCGCAGUGUUGGUGCGUCGACGGAGAAUCAAAGUUUGUUCUACGAAUUGGAAAGUUCCGAUACUACAGGAUCGAACUGCCCUCGGAGACUGAGGCAGAUAAAGAGAAGGUUGAAGAACUCAAGGCAGUUUUGACCAAGGUUCUCCGUUUUGAGAGAACGCCGUGCCCUUUCAAAAGAGCAUUCCACGUUGAUCUACCGGACGAUGCUAUUACGCCUCGGCGGAAAGGCGCAUGGAAAAGGAAGCAAGCGCCGUUGUCCACCACGCCCAACACUGACCCGUUACCCUUGCAGAGAACAAAAACCACCCGCACCUGGAGCUUGCAAGGGCAAGCUACGCCGACUCCGCUUCAGGCGUACGGUCGGCGCGGUUCAGAUUACGGGUUCAGCACAAGUCGUGGUCCAUCUCCACGACCACAAUCCGAUGCGGGUGGAUACCGUUCCGCCACCCCAUCCAGCCUGGCAUCUAGCGAGGAAGCCAGCGACACCAGACAUGACGAGGGCUCCAGCGAGGAUGGUUCCCACCAGGAUGAGACAAGCUAUAAACAAAGAGGCAGCAGCGUGCCACCCAACCUAUCACAACCCCUGGAGUCGCCAGUCAUUCACACCGAACCUGGCCCCUCUGGACAGCAAAGUGAAACGGAAACUGAGCGAGCAGAACUCCAAGGCAUCGCGAACGAUCCUUCGCUCCACGCAGUUGCGAUUCCAUCUAUAGAAGCUCAUCGCGAAGACGCAGGACCCCCAGCAGGAGAUCUGUGCGCAGAGGCACUGGAAGAGAGUGUAUCCGAGAAAGCGGAUACCAAGGAAGAUGAGCGGGGAGACGAAGAGGAGAGUGCCCCCCAACAGGUAUCGAGGCUCUCAACUAUUGAGGUCCUUGAACCCGAUCUAUCUCUUAUAGACGAAGCGAACGAUGCUUCGGGAGACGCCACAGCAGAGCCAGCGCAGGAACAGAGCUUCACGAAGCGUGCAGAUUCUGACAGCGCCCCCACCACUUCCGAAGCGAUCGAGCACUUCGACUCUCGUCCGGCUGAUCACCCGCAAGGUCAAGAUCUUCUCAUGUCUCAGUCCGAAGAGUUAGGAGGCUUAGAGAUCCUGCCAGGUAGUCCAACACCAGAUGACCGGGUCCUGAGCAGGGUUUCAAGUGUCGACUCAUUUCACACAACUAAUUCUCUGACACAGGAACUGUUAGCUGAACACGCCGAAGGUGAGGACUUUGAAGAAACUCCCCACACGGAGCAAUUAGAUCCGUUUUCCACAAACAUUCGUCAGCACCGAAGGGAGCUCUCUGAAUUGACUGUGACCGCAUCCACCGUCGAUGAGCAUUCGGAGCAAAAUGUUGAUCUUAGAUCAUCCACGAGCGACUCGCGUGAGGAAGCUUCAACACCAGCGCUCGGACGGUCCUCCGCAUCAGAGUCAUCCUGGCCAGAUGUACAGACACCUUCCCCAGCCAAUGACGGGCUGAGGCGACGUGUAAAGAGAAGUCGGUCCCUUUCACCUCUGCCACCUUCACCAACACUGUUCUCGCCGUCGUCACCAAGUCGAGGAGGUCAUUUCACCGCGGCCAUCCUUCAGAAGGCCUGCGAUGUGGCUCUAGUGAAGCCAAUGGAAGCUGUCGUCCUUCUUGUUCAUAUCUUGGCUCGUAUAGCUAGCGGGGCGACUGUCCAUGAUCUCCUCAGUGGAGAUUUAUUUCGAAGACCUGAGCAACACCGUCGAAGAUCGAGUUUUCCAGACCAAGUCAGCUCACUACAACCUGAUUCGGAAGAUGAGGACGAUUUCGGUGUCCCUCUUCGCGGAAGACUACCAAACGUUGAAGUCAAAUCAACGACAGCGGCAGUCAAAGAUGACGAUGUGGAUUCAAUAUUUGACUUGGAUUGA
This is a messenger RNA of Capronia epimyces CBS 606.96, 2247 nucleotides long. RefSeq lists its product as uncharacterized. Bases 1 to 2247 code for a protein of 748 amino acids. Gene Ontology annotation, biological process: peroxisome inheritance. NCBI's taxonomy places the organism in Eukaryota, Fungi, Ascomycota, Eurotiomycetes, Chaetothyriales, Herpotrichiellaceae. Gene Ontology annotation, cellular component: extrinsic component of intraperoxisomal membrane. The record is from RefSeq and is a predicted model, not a curated record. The transcript has a single exon.